Prorocentrum cordatum is the source of this 1092-nucleotide messenger RNA. NCBI's taxonomy places the organism in Eukaryota, Dinophyceae, Prorocentrales, Prorocentraceae. The record is from the annotation of a GenBank genome assembly.
GCUCCUUCUGCCCCUCGCCCUCCUCAGGCUCAUGCAGGACCAGCACGGCACAGCCGUACCCCACCCCCACCACCCCGGCCGCCUCCGGCGAUAUGACUGCCGUCGGGGCACGCUCCACGGAGGAGCUGGCGGGGGAGACGGCCGCGCCCGCCGAUUCCAAGGCCCUCGGCGCCAGGUUCUCGAAGAAGCCCCCGCUCAUCCCGGGAAGCAGGAUGCGCUCCAGCACGACGGCGACCACCUACGUGCCGUCGGAGCCCGACUGCGACCGAUCCGAGCCUGAUGGAGACGACGCUGGGCUCGACGAGCACGAGAGUGGCGACGUCCAAGCAGAGUCGAAGCUGGCCAAGGGGCCCAGCUUUGCGCUCACCAGCAAGAGGCUCAUCUUCCACACCCGCAUCCACUCCGCUGUGGGCGGUCGCCCUCAGCGGGCACGCUGAGGGGCAUUUGCGAUCUUGCGCUGUAGGAUUUCAUAGUAUCGUCGCCAGCGUGGGUGAUUUCCAUACUCCCCGCGGCAACAGACAGUGGGGUCAAGCUGCUUGUUUUUUAGUAGCAUGAUCUACAGUACGCACUGAGAGGAUUCACAGUGGGAGGGCGGUGUCAUUGCGCGGCCAGCGGGGUUGACAAUUCAUGCGUUGACGAAAGUCAGACGCACCUUCUAGGCUGCGUCGGUCAGAUUGCACCAGGCAGCUACAUCGUUUGGGCUGCACCACAUUCGCUCCACCGAUCCCGCAACACAUGAGUUGCAGAACUUAGCCUGCACCACAGUCCCACGUGCGCGUGCAUGUACGUAUGCAUGUAUAUACACGUGUGUACACAUAGAUGUACAGGUUGCAGUACGCGGGGCCUCACGAACAGAGCGCAGGGGCUCCCGAUUCGGGGCCCGCGCGGACACACGGUCGGUCAUCGGAAGACGGGGCGGCCCGAGGCCAGAGAACACACCUCGCUCAGUGCCGAAUUGGCAGUUCGCGGACCAGGAUCCGCCCUGCCCGCUCUUGAGCGUUGGCGAGCGUACUUCUUCCUCCUAGACUGAUGGAGGGCGCACGAGCCACCCUCGCGUCUGCUGCCGGGUGGCGGGAUGGCUGUGGAACUGGG